AUGGAUUUCGAAUUCCCUCAAUUAUUAAACCCUACCGAUAACGAGCCCUUUAUUCUGGUUUCCGAAUCAAAAGACGUGUUGAAUAGUAAGUUAUUGACAGCUCGACAUGUAAGCCAAAAAGUUCAUGAAACUGGAGGAAAAUCUGAAUUAGUUGUUAUUUAAGACUUUUUAUAGUAAAUAUAGCUUAAAUAUAUUAAUAAAAUAGGGAUUUGACCAAAAAGUCUCCAUUAGCCUAUGUUCCAGAUGCUGAAUCAUAAUCUCUUGUUUAAAAUUUUAAUUCUAAAAAACAAGAGUAUGAAAGAUAAGUUUAAGAUCAAGUUAACUCAUUUAAAUAGUUGAAUUAAAAGUUAUAGCAAGGUUAUGAGAAUGCUUGCAAUAACAUUGUAUCUCAAUUGGUUGGUAAUGCACAAGGUGAGACUAGCAAUGUGUAAAAAGCAUUUAAUUCCUUGUAGACAGUGUUGAAAAGCGAUCCAGAAUAAGAAGCUUCAAUUCCUAAACCAAAAGAAAUUGUAGAUAAAGUAAUAUAAAAUUAUAAAUUUAAUAGAUUUCUGAAUUAAGAGCUGCUCCAGAAUUGCCAGAAUAUUUGUUUACAACCACAAAAAAGGUGAGAGCAUGGAGAAAUGCCCCAGAAGAAUUAUGUGUUUGGAAUAAAACAAAAGAGCAAUUCUAUAGAGAAAAUUUGGAAUAGAGUUUGAAUUAGAAUGUUUAAGAUAGAACUGAAUUAGCUUUAAAGUUUUGGAAUUCGCAAAUUAAGAAAUUGGGUGAUCAGUUAUUGAACAUAAUCUAAGAAGACUCUUCAAUUUAACAAUAAAAUUUUGUGAAUUUGAAUAUUGAGACUGCUGAAGCAUUUGCAUUGCUAUUAAAUACAAUGAUCACACCAGAAACAAGAAUAAUACUCCACAUUGGAGAUUUCACAGCUGCUGAGUCAAAAUCAAUUGCAGAAUCAAUUUAGAAAUUAACAGGCAUAUUGAAUUUACAAGUUAAUUGGAAAGUAAGUGGAAAGGCCUAAGGAUUGUCUCAUAUUGCUUAAGGUAUCAAAUUAAUAUAAUUUAUCUAGCUAUUUCUUAAGCAGAGCAACUAAAAGUGUUGACUUUUUCAUUCUCCUAAUAAGUAUAAGCAAAUUCUGCCAAAGAAUUCUUUACUGAAUUUAAGGAUGUGAAAUUACCGAAUUUGGAAGAAGUAAAUGUGUUGGCAGAAUAAUCAAAUGUUAAUUCAGCAGUGUAACAUAUUUCUAAGGCAGUUAAAUCUGUGGGAGGAAGUUAAGUUAAAAGAGUCUUAUUCAACUUUAGGUAGAAUAUUUAUACAAUAUUUGUAGUCAAUCCCAAAUUGAUAAUAAGUCGGCUCAAUAAUUAGGUGAAGCCUUAUCCUCAUACAAAGGGGUUAAGAAACUAACAUUUAAUCUUUCAGGAUAUUCAUUAUAAAGCAAUUCUAUUAAAGACGAUGGCUUUAGUGGAUUGAUCCAACAUGUAUCAAACUUUGCUGAGAGUCUUGUCGAAUUAACAAUUAACGUUGGAAGAAACUAAUUAACUGAUAAAUCAUUGGCAGACUUAAAUAAAUAAUUCUCUGCCAACAAAUGGGUUUCAUUAAAGAGUGUUAAUAUAAGUGUUCAUUAUAAUAAAAUUACAGAACAAGGAGCUCGCAAGUUAGGCAAAGUAAUGAAAUAUUUAUAAUAAAUUUAGUUCCUUCAUAAUUUGCCAAUUCUAGUAAACCUUUCAGUAAAUUUGAACUCUACAGAAGUUAAUAACAAAGGUUUAAGCUUUUUAAUUAAUUAAUUGGGCCCAUAAGUAAAUGCUUAAAUCCAAGCCAAAUAAUCGAAUAUUAGUUAGGAAGAAGCAGCCGAUUUAUAAGGAAAGGUGACAUCGUUGAGCAUUUGAUAUGGUUAAUUAAUUACAUUAGCA
Paramecium octaurelia is the source of this 1898-nucleotide messenger RNA. Lineage: Eukaryota; Ciliophora; Oligohymenophorea; Peniculida; Parameciidae. The record is from the annotation of a GenBank genome assembly.